AUGGCUAAAAAUAUUUAUAAAUUAGCAAAGGAUUUUCCUACUUUGGAGUCUAUUAUGAAUAAUGCAAGAACCAGUGUCCAUAGGGUGAAGACUGGAAAUUGUAGUUCAUUAGAAAGAGAAAAAUUUCAAACUUCUGCUUCCUCUGUUAAUGAAAUAUGCGAACAAGUGGAAAAUUAUGGGGAUGCUAUAAAACUACAGGAAAGUGAAUAUACUUUUACCAAAUCCAGUUGCAUAUAUUUGUAUUAUUGGCUAUAUUAUUAUAAUAAUAAUUAUAAAAAAUAUGUGAGUGAGGUUAAAAGUCUUUAUACAGUAUUGAUCAGAGAUCUUGAUUUAACCAAUUGUACCACAGGAGUAAAAAGUGAUUACAGUACUAUUUCAGAUGAUGAAAUGUUAAAGCUCAAAGAUCUUCAUGACAUGUACACUAAUAUAAAAAAUAUAAUGAAUAAUAGUAGUUCUCCGUGUAAAGAUAAAUGCAACUGUGCUAAUAAAUGCGCUAAUCUCUAUAUGAAAUACAAAGUUUCAUGUGAAUCCGAUAAUUAUUCUGAUUUUUGUAAUGAAUUAAAAAAUGUUAGGCAUAAAUAUAAUGCACUAAGUACAACUGAGUGUACUGAAGAAUUAAAAUAUAAAAUGUUACCUUUGUUCCAAAAAAAUAACAUAAGUGUACCUAUUGUAAUUACAACACUUGUGAUAUUAUUAAUUGCAAUAACUUUAUUUAUUCUGCAUAAUUUUACCCAAUAUAACUUAUGCUCUCAAGGAACAUUAAGAAGAAAACGAAAUAAAUGGAAUCAUAUAGAUGAAGAUUAUAAUAUAUUUCAAUCGUACAAAAAUGGGAGGAAAGAUACUAUAAAGAGUAGACACCAUAUUUUAUAUUAUAAAGACUAA
This is a messenger RNA of Plasmodium gonderi, 882 nucleotides long. Its product is annotated as variable surface protein. The coding region runs from base 1 to 882 and encodes 293 amino acids. The transcript is spliced from 3 exons. The record is from RefSeq and is a predicted model, not a curated record. Lineage: Eukaryota; Apicomplexa; Aconoidasida; Haemosporida; Plasmodiidae.